AUGGCAUCAGCUGUAUUCUUUCUCGAUCUGAAGGGCAAGACCCUACUUGCCCGAAACUAUCGAGGUGAUAUUCCCAUGUCAGCUGUCGAGAAGUUCCCUAUACUCCUUAGCGAAGCCGAAGAAGAGUCCUCCGCCGUUCCGCCAUGCUUCUCCCACGAAGGCAUAAACUACUUAUAUAUCCGACAUAACAACCUAUAUCUCCUUGCCCUAACAAAGCGAAACACGAAUGCCGCCGAGAUCCUACUUUUCUUACAUAAAGUCGUCGAAGUCUUCACCGAGUAUUUUAAAGCGCUAGAAGAAGAAUCUAUCCGCGACAACUUCGUCAUUAUAUACGAGUUACUGGACGAGAUGAUGGAUUUCGGUUACCCUCAAACGACAGAGUCCAAGAUUCUCCAGGAGUACAUCACCCAGGAAUCGCAUAAGCUAGAAGUGCAAGCUCGGCCACCUAUUGCCGUCACUAAUGCCGUGUCAUGGCGGUCCGAAGGCAUAAGAUACAGAAAGAACGAAGUGUUUUUGGACGUCGUCGAAAGCUUGAACUUGUUAGUAUCAGCGAAUGGAAACGUAUUAAGGUCGGAGAUUCUCGGCGCGAUCAAGAUGAAGUGUUAUCUAUCCGGAAUGCCAGAGCUGCGACUUGGUUUAAACGACAAGGUCAUGUUCGAAACGACUGGAAGGACAACGCGAGGCAAGGCUAUCGAGAUGGAGGAUGUCAAGUUUCACCAGUGCGUCCGAUUAUCACGCUUCGAGAACGACAGGACCAUCUCUUUCAUCCCUCCGGAUGGCGAGUUUGAGCUGAUGAGCUACCGAUUAAACACACAGGUUAAACCUCUGAUCUGGGUCGAAUGUGUGGUCGAGAGUCACUCAGGAUCCCGAAUCGAGUAUAUGCUAAAAGCAAAGGCGCAAUUUAAGAGGAGGAGUACAGCCAACAAUGUCGAAAUUAUUGUCCCGGUCCCCGACGAUGCUGACUCUCCUCGGUUCCGAACAAAUAUCGGUAGUGUUCACUACGCCCCUGAGCAGAGCGCCAUCGUAUGGAAGAUUAAGCAGUUCGGUGGUGGCAAGGAGUUCCUCAUGCGAGCUGAGCUAGGACUACCUAGCGUGAGAGGUGACGACGAGCACGGAGGAGGAAUGACAGGUGGUUUUGGCGGAAGCAUGGGCGGCGUCAGUGCAGGCAAAGGCGCCAAGAGGCCCAUUCAGGUCAAAUUUGAAAUCCCCUAUUUCACAACUAGCGGUAUUCAAGUGCGUUACUUGAAGAUCACAGAGCCUAAGCUACAAUACCCAUCGUUACCCUGGGUUAGAUAUAUUACUCAGUCAGGGGAUAUCGCUGUGCGGUUACCAGAUGCUGUAUGA
Messenger RNA from Daldinia childiae, 1344 nucleotides. Its product is annotated as AP-1 complex subunit mu-1. The coding region runs from base 1 to 1344 and encodes 447 amino acids. The transcript is spliced from 4 exons. The record is from RefSeq and is a predicted model, not a curated record. Gene Ontology annotation, cellular component: clathrin-coated vesicle; clathrin adaptor complex. Lineage: Eukaryota; Fungi; Ascomycota; Sordariomycetes; Xylariales; Hypoxylaceae. Gene Ontology annotation, molecular function: clathrin-cargo adaptor activity. Gene Ontology annotation, biological process: intracellular protein transport; vesicle-mediated transport.